CAUAUGCCGGUCGUUGUACCCAGUUCGAGAUCAACUUCAGGGUUUAGGAGAUUAUCUUAACGCGAGUGCAUUUUCUGCUAGGCAACCAAGCCCAGAUCGAAGACAAAAGUUGGUGGUCUGGAACAACUCAGGGACACAACCAAAUGAAGUAAUUAAGGCCAUCACGCGUAUGUUAUUGUUCGCAGAGGGAAGCCGGGUCGUGGAGGUUUUUCCUCAUCACGAUGUUUUUAAAGCAUAAUCAAGUUAUGUCACUAUCUAAACGCAAUCAGCUUCCAGACACACGUACUCCAGUAUACAUCGACAUUUUACCAGAGUCUAGCUCAUGGUCGAGGAGCCCGAGCUCAUCCUCAGGUUCAUCUGCCCUGCCAUCUUUUCCAUCGAAGUCUCCCCAAGUUGUUACUCCAUUUCACCCCUCCUUGAACAUGCCGCGUCGCAUGAGGGACAUCGAUCCCACAGUAACCUUUGUCUCGUCCUCUGUUUUCAUUGGCAAGUCAUCCUAUAUAAUUGUAUUGGAUGGUGCGCCCAUACACAGCGAGGACACGAAGCUCGAAUGUGUUGGACCAUAUUUGACCAGUCCUCUAACCCUGUCCGGUGACGGUCCAUUGCUCUACAGCACGACCUUAGUUCCUAAAUUCUGGGAAAUCUUGUGCAGAUCCCCAGAUCCCACUAUGUACACUAUCAUUCAGGAUGUGUAUCGUCGAGAUUCAACACUCCUCGGAAGCUCUUUAGGUCGUCCGCGCUCUGUUCUUAUCUUCUCUGCUAGAUACCACUUCCGGUACCCAGUCCAUGUAUCCACGCCCCCAUCUUCCCUGACACCACACAUCCCAUAUCAUGUCAAUUCGUCUUUCACCGCGAACGUUAAUUGUGCUCAUCCCAAUUCACUCGAGCCUAACUGUCCACGCAAUCACAUGCCUCUAAACCUCUUGGGUCAAGACGGCCCCCAGCCGUACGAAAACAACAUGCAAAGCCAGCUGUAUAGACAAUGCAUCCCGGACGUCAGACUAGGGGACUUUUCCCUCCCUGACUCCAUGAUGAACAACCACGACUCGCCUGCUGCCACAUCGAAAGAGAUGAUGGCACGGUCGUCAUUCUCAAGCUUCCCAAAUGAUAUCCGUAAUUAUCUGUAGGAAAGUAGUGCGCAUGUAACAGUGGGAUUACUCUAUGUAUGCUGACAUUCUAUGUAUAAAGUUGUUACAAUCAAACUGAGCCCUGUAGGUCCUACCAAUAGUAUUCGCCCAGAAGCGCUGAGAACUUUGAAAAACGUGUUGGGACGUAAUGAUGUUUUGUUUACUGUGUGCUUGUUAUUCUAGACAUUUGAAAUCUCCGGC
Suillus bovinus is the source of this 1328-nucleotide messenger RNA. RefSeq lists its product as uncharacterized. The transcript has 5 exons. The coding region runs from base 222 to 1127 and encodes 301 amino acids. The record is from RefSeq and is a predicted model, not a curated record. NCBI's taxonomy places the organism in Eukaryota, Fungi, Basidiomycota, Agaricomycetes, Boletales, Suillaceae.